AACCGACAUAACCCUAAAUACAAUGAACAAGUCAGAAAAUAAAUAAAAGCCGAAAAUAGAGAAUAAGUAGGAUGGGAGUAACAAUUUUAAGUCAAUUUCCAAUUGAUAACAAAACAGGACCUCAAACUAUUGAGCUUUUAUCUAAACGAAUUUUAGCUUUAGGGGCUACUCAGCAAGGUCAAUUUUUAGUAGACUGUGAAACAUACACUUCUGUACAACAGUUAGGACACCCUAGGACAGUUCAUGUUCUACAUAAUUCAGAACAACCUGCUACUGUGUUUUCUUUGCUUGAAACUGGUACCAAAACAAUUCCAUUAGCCACUGAUGGAUUGUUUGAUUUACUAAUGAUGAAAAUGUCCCAUUUUUAUACUUCCAAAAAACAAACCAAGGCAGAGUCAAAGGGGCCAAGGUAUGAAAUAGGAGAUUUUUGUGUUAAAUUGGGAAGUGUAACAGUAAGCAGUAAUUUCAAAGGAAUUUUAGUGGAGGUAGAAUACAGACCUUGUGUAGUACCUGCUUUAUGUUGGGAUUUGAUUAAAGAAUUUUUACAAGGAUUUUUAGGUUUAUCAGCACCUACCAAUCCCCCAAACUAUUUACAAAAUAGAAUGCAAGAAGUUUAUUCACCAAUUGAUACUAUACAUCAAUAUUUAGAUCAUUUUACAAUAUUUAGGAAGUCUCCUGGAGUAGGUCUGAGACCUUAAAACUUUUGAUAUUAGUUUGUAGUUCUUAUUUUUAAGCCUAUGCAUACGAACAAUAUUUUAUAUUAUAAUUUAUGAUUGAUUUUUGGAAUAAUAUAAGUAUGUCACAUUAAAAAAAGUAAUAAACUUUAAAUAUAGACAUCAGAAGUGUAGUAAAACAAAGAGGGAAAUAAGAAAUUAUAGAACAAAAAUAUUGGUAUUAAAAUAGUUAUUAAUAUCAAGAUAAUGAUAUUCAUUUAUUGGUUAAAUAACAAUUAGUAAAUACCUCAAUAUACCAGCAAAUUAAAAUAUCUAAUAUUGUUCUUGUGAAAUUAGAAUUAGUAACUGUGGC
This is a messenger RNA of Diabrotica balteata, 1026 nucleotides long. The record is from the annotation of a GenBank genome assembly. Lineage: Eukaryota; Metazoa; Arthropoda; Insecta; Coleoptera; Chrysomelidae.